UCUACUACAACUAGCCCAUCUACUACAACUAGCCCAUCUACUACAACUAGUUCACCUACAACUUCUUCAAGUUCGACGUCUUCCACUACUUCAAGUACUUCCUCUUCUUCCCUGUCUUCUCUGUCUAGUGCUCCAUCGGCCUCUGCUGUUCCUGUGAAUGCUUUCCAAGACACAGUUGAUGACAUUUGGAAUAGAUUUUGGAGUGAGCCAAAUGCAGCUUGGUCAGACAAUGAUAAUAUAUGUGGACUGACCAGUUUUGCUCCUCUUGUUGUUUGGGAUCAGGCAGUUGUCGGUACUGCAAUUGUCAACACCUUGAACAAACCCAGAAUUGAUGCUACACUCACAAACCUUUUGCAAUACAAGAACAACGAAAAUGGAGCAUUUUCUGCUACAACAGCUGGAGAUGACGAUAUCUACAACGAUGACAACGCCCAGGCCGCUUGGGUAUUCAUUGACGCUUACAAAGCAACUGGAAAUACCGACUACUUAGACAAUGCCAAAGGCAUUGUGAAUUGGGUCAUAUCCCAAUGGGCCAGCAACGGUGGAGUGUUCUGGCACCUUAACAAUAACUACGUUGCCUCCAUUUCUACUACGGAAGCAGCCUUGGCAGCAGUAAGAUUAUACGAAAUUGAGCAAGAUAACAAGUUGUUGGAAUUUGCAUCCAACUGUAUGGACUGGAUGUUUGCCAAUCUUCAGGAUAAGAGCGACUACUUGUUCUACGAUGGAUUAAAUAAUGAUGAUUACAGUGACAUCAACAAGGGUAAGCUUACUUACUCUGUUGGCUGUGGUUUAAGCGCUAUGGCUUACUUACACUAUUACACUGGAAACCAAAAAUGGUUGAUUGAAUCUAAGAAUAUCGCUACGUCUGUCACCAAGGGUUCUGGUGCAUUUUACGGCAGUGACGGUGCUUGGAAUAACCAAUUACAAUAUGUUCAUUUAUUAUUCAUGGGAUUUGCAGAUCUCUUCAAAUAUAUUCCAUGGCAACCUGAAUUCGAUGGCUAUAAGACCGAAGUCUUGAAACAAGGUUCGUACGUCUACACCACUAAGCAGGACCCUGACGAUCCUAACAUGUACUUCAAUCUGCCAACUACGACUCCACAGAUGACCAAGAAAUACAAUGCUUUAUUUAACCAAGACGCUUCCAGCUCAGACACUGCGGCUCAGCAUUGUGAUUCAAAUGAGAACAAUCCAAUUCCAAAAUCCUUGAUGGACAAUGCUUCGGCUGCGCAAAUAAUGUUUGCAAUCUCCCAGAUAGAAUCUCCACAAUAG
Messenger RNA from Scheffersomyces stipitis CBS 6054, 1269 nucleotides. RefSeq names its product Fav3p (gene FAV3). The transcript has a single exon. Gene Ontology annotation, biological process: carbohydrate metabolic process. The annotation marks the transcript as partial. The record is from RefSeq and is a predicted model, not a curated record. Lineage: Eukaryota; Fungi; Ascomycota; Pichiomycetes; Serinales; Debaryomycetaceae.